AUUUGAAGUUAGUACUAGUAAUAGACUAAUACAUGUAAAGUGAUAAAGUUAUCUCUUUUACUGUUUUAGACUUCAAAGAAAAAAACAGAUGUUAGGUUGAGACAAUACAGUCCAACUCGACUUAUCAAUGCCUAUCUGGCUGUCAAGGAUAUGGGUAUUAGUGUCCGUAAGGCAGCGAAGAAAUAUAGUGUCCCCGUCCAAACUCUUCGUGACCGCGUGAAAGGGAAAGUUGAUAUGGAGAAGGUCACUAUGGGACCAGCACCUUUAUUAGGACAGGAAGAAGAAGCCAUGCUAGUGUCCCACUUGAAGGAAAUGGCAGCACUGGGGUAUGGAUACACACGACAAGAAGUGACUAACAUUGCAUCAGAUUAUGCAAUUCAACUUGGUAAAAAGACUAAACAACAGAAACCCCUCACACUUAAAUGGUUUAGAGGAUUGAUGAAGCGGUGGCCAGACUUGAAGGUUGUAAAGCCAAGAGCCUUAGAGUACCAACGAGCAAAAUCAGCAAAUCCAGGAAAUGUGAAAAAGUACUUUGACGAACUUUCAACUAUUCUUAAGAAAUACAGUUUAUUGGACAAACCCCAUAGAAUAUUCAACAUUGAUGAGAAAGGAAUUACCCUUAAUCAUGUGCCUCCUCAUGUAGUAUCGGGCACCGGACAAACUCCACAGGCAGUUACAACAGGAAAAUCCUCUACAGUCACUAUAUUGGGAUGUGGUAGUGCCUCGGGGGUUGCCAUUCCACCAUAUUUUAUAUUUCCUGGAAUGCGCAUGAGGACAGAGUUGAUGGAAGGCGCAACACCUGGAGCAACUGGUGAUGUAUCAGAGAGUGGUUGGUCUAACUCUGUUAUUUUCCUACAAUAUCUACAGAACCACUUCCUUCAACAUGUUCCUGGUGGACUGCAUGAACCAGUUUUGUUAUUGUUGGAUGGACACAAGUCCCAUGUUUCUGUUGCUGCGGUGGAAUGGGCCAAGGAACACAAUGUUAUACUGCAUGUAUUGCCAGCACACACAAGUCAUAUUCUUCAACCCAUGGAUGUUGGUUGUUAUGGCCCCCUCCAGAAAAUCUAUAACAAUUUGUGUCAUAAACAGAUGAGAGAAACAUCAACAGUUAUAUUGAAGCAGGAUAUUUGUUCGCUAGCAUGCCGUGCAUAUACAAAAGCUCUUUCAGCAGAAAACCUUCAGUCUGCCUUCCGCAAGUGUGGGAUAUACCCAUUUAAUGCUGAUGUAGUCCCAGCAGAAGCCAUGGCACCUUCAUAUGCAAUCUUGACGGUCACCCAUGAGGAAAAUCAAGAAAUGGCAGAGGCAGAUGAGGAUGAUAAUGAUGUUAUAGUUGAGAACAAUAGCUUAAAUUUUUUUGCUGAACGCUCGAGGGAGCUUGUCCAUGUAGAAUCUGAAGGAUCGAGGGCCAAAAAACCACGCAAUACUCUCAGCAAGAUAACAUCAGGCAGAUCAAUUACUGAGCUUGAGGUGUCCAAUAAAAUUAAAGAGCAUGUUUCAUCCAAUAAGAAAUCUACAGGAAAAAGCCACGCAAAUGCAAGGAACAAGAAAACUUCAUGUCGGACUAACAAUGACUCUCAGGAACCUGGACCUUCCUACAUGGGCCCAACGAGUAGUAAGAAGAUAAACACUUCUCAUCAUACUAAGGAUCAUUCUCAGGAACCUGGGUCUACAAACCGAUAUCUUUUAUCCGAAGAUUCCGAAGAUGUUUCCAUUUCUGAGGAAGAACUGUGCUGCAUUUGUAAAAAGUACACACCUGAAGCCGUCCGACAAAGUGCAUCCCUAAUUUUUGUGAAGUGGGUGCAAUGUGAUAUGUGCAGACAUUGGGUUCACUUAAACUACUGCACUGAUAUCAGAGUGAUUCGUAUUGGUGAUCAGUAUAAAUGUCCCCACUGUAAAUAG
Molecule: messenger RNA, 1899 nt
Organism: Ostrea edulis (European flat oyster)
Lineage: Eukaryota; Metazoa; Mollusca; Bivalvia; Ostreida; Ostreidae
Exons: 1
Coding region: 151-1899 (582 amino acids)
Cellular component (GO): nucleus
Molecular function (GO): DNA binding
Source: RefSeq, a predicted model, not a curated record